This is a messenger RNA of Hippocampus zosterae (dwarf seahorse), 3337 nucleotides long. It is a transcript of the gene mri1, whose product is annotated as methylthioribose-1-phosphate isomerase 1. The coding region runs from base 315 to 1376 and encodes 353 amino acids. Lineage: Eukaryota; Metazoa; Chordata; Actinopteri; Syngnathiformes; Syngnathidae. Gene Ontology annotation, molecular function: S-methyl-5-thioribose-1-phosphate isomerase activity. The transcript has 6 exons. The record is from RefSeq and is a predicted model, not a curated record.
GGGUGGGCGCGGCUAACUAGGCGAGGACUUCCGGCUUUGUGGACACGUGGUUCCGUGUCAGUCUGCCUGUCAGUGGAGGUGAAGCUCUCCAACCCUCCUCUCCCUUUACUCCUCCUAGUUCUUCCUCCUCUUGCGUCUCAUUUCCUCUAACUUUGUUCGUCUUGAUACCAGCCGACUGCCUGCCAGGCCGCGCUCAACAGUCCAAAGGACGAGUGUGCGUGCUCAAGUGUGCGUGUGUGAUAUUGUAUGUGUGCGUGCCAGCUACCCUCCCGUCCGUGUUAUCCUCCCCAACAUUCCGCCUGGUUGUGUCGGUCAUGACGCUGGAAGCGAUCCGCUACCGUGCCGGGUCUCUGCAGAUCCUCAACCAGCUGCUGCUGCCUCACCAGACCGUCUACGAUGACAUCCGCUCGGUGCAGGACGCCUACGACGCCAUCAAGUCCAUGAAGGUACGCGGUGCCCCAGCCAUCGCCAUCGUAGGUUGCCUAAGCUUGGCUGUGGAGUUACGAGCAGGCGCGGGUGGCGAGGACCCCGUGACGUUCAUCCGUGAAUCGUUGUGUCGCCUGACAUCAGCGAGGCCCACCGCUGUCAACAUGGGCCGUGCCGCCCGUGAACUGAUGGAGUUUGCCGAGAACGAAAGCAUGGAGAAGAACUCUGAGCAGCUGAGGGAAAGUGUAAUAGCCUGGAUUGAAGACAUGCUGGAGCGAGAUGUCAACGACAACAAGAAGAUCGGAAACUUUGGCGCCCAGCACAUCCUUUCGGGUGUCCCGAGGGAGUCGGUGACCAUCCUCACACACUGCAACACUGGCUCGCUGGCCACGGCUGGAUACGGGACUGCACUAGGAGUGGUGCGAAGCCUCCACACGCUGGGCCGGCUGAAACGUGUCUACUGCACGGAGACGAGACCGUACAACCAGGGGUCUCGACUCACGGCGUACGAAGCAGUAGCAGAGGGAAUCCCCGCUACGCUAAUCACAGACAGCAUGGCGGCCCUCACCAUGAGAGAAAUGAACAUCACAGCUGUGGUGGUAGGAGCGGACAGGGUGGUUGCCAAUGGCGACACGGCCAACAAAGUCGGAACGUACCAGCUAGCCAUUGCUGCCAAGCAUCAUGGGAUUCCUUUCUAUGUGGCCGCUCCCAGCACUUCAUGUGACUUAAGCCUGGAAAGUGGCAGGGACAUCGUAAUUGAAGUUCGUCCGCCUGAUGAACUCACCAGUAUAAAUGGCGUCCCCAUCGCUGCUUCAGGUAUUGAGGUGUGGAACCCGGCGUUUGACGUGACUCCCCACCAGCUCAUCACAGGAGGCAUCAUCACAGAGCUGGGGGUCUUCCUCCCCUCGGAGCUCCAGGCAGCCCUCACUGGCCGCCUCACUGCGCUCUAGAGCCUCACCUGCUGGCACUUUGUUGUCACUGCACCUUACUUUCAGACACUGACACUUAAUUUCAUCGUAACACACACAUACACACACAUACACACGCACGCACACUGUCACGAUGUUAUUCAAUUUUGGUUAAAAAAAAUAAACAAAAACAAAAAAAACCCACAUAAGUGGAAGAAAACGUGUUUUACUUUUCCUCUCCCUCUUUGACACACACACACACAGAAACACACUCAGUGCGCAAGCCGAAACACACUGCAGGGAAUCAAACAUUUGUGAGCAGUUACGCCCCCAUUCCUUUCCAUAUUUUUCCUCCCAUCACUCUAAUCUCACAGUUGUUAUGCUGCUCCUAAUUUUUGGCCGUUUUUUUUUUCUUCACUUUUCAAAAGGCUUCUGUGAGUGCUGACAUGACUCCAAUCUUUCAGCUGGGUUUAGCAACAUAUUUUGAGUCUUACCUGAAGGAAAUUUUCAGGGCAACUACAAACAAUAACAUUGAUGACCAGACUGAUUUUCAUAUUAAAAUUACCGGUAGUAUUCCGAUCAGGUCUAGUCUCUGAAAGUGCUGCUGUCCACUUGUAAAUACGUAUGUGUCUUUGCUGGUAGCAUGUACAUAAUGUAGAAAUCAAAUCUACUGCCACUGCUGAUUUAGUAAAUUCAAAUGACGCACAGUGGCAUCAAAAUUUUAUAUUAACAUUUCAUUUCUGUCUUUGUGUAGAUACUUUAGUAGGAGUGUCAUUCAAAUUCAUAGCUGUAAUUUGAAACGAUCAUUUCAAAUAAAAAAAAAAGGAAUAUCUUGAUGGGUCCCGAAGACAAAACAUCGCUAAUUUUAUCCCGUACUUACUUAUCAUACACGCUUACUUCAUCUUAUCCACUUAUAGUAUGUACAUAGCCAUUUCAGAACCAUUCUCACCAUGUUCAUCGUCUACUGCACUCUUUGGAAUAAUCUAGAGAAGGGAAAGUGUAUCCCAAAACAGUGUUUGCUUUGAAUUCGCAUAUACACACAGCGAGGGAUAGACCUCAAAAUAAAAGUUUGACAUUCAAGUGUGAAUUGGUCAGGGUUUUUUUUUUUUCGUUGAACAAUGCUGAGUUAUCUUUGUGUUCCUUCUUGCCUGAGCACAAGAUGGCUGUGAAUUAUUUGAGGAAACUGUGCAAAUAAAACAGACAGGUUGGUUAAUUGACCGAAAACAUUACACUACUCUGGAAGGUGUUUUCGAAGCUCGAAACCCACAGACGUGCUGCUCACUGUAACUGAAAACUGGUCUCGUCAAGAAAAGUGAAAUAUUUGACUCUUUCAUUAAUUGAGUUAACAUGAUCCAAUUGACAUAAAAACAAUCAUUGAAAUAUUUUAGGAGUCAGACAGAAAUGUAACAUAGUUACAGUUAACACAGGAAGCUUGGGACGACACUUCUGUGUUCUGUGAGAUUGAUGCAAAAAAGAAAAAAAAAAGACAAUAUUCAACUCAGAUAUUUUUUUUUAGAUUAUCAGAAUCAAAUCUAAUUUCUUUCAUGAACCUGCCAUAAAAACAAAAAUUCAGAUUGAAAUUGCUGGGUUUUCUUUUAUUUAAGGAGCACAGAUGGAUUUUAAGCUGAAAGAAUAAUACAAUUGUGCUUUUAUCUCAGCAUUUUGUGUUUAUUAUCUGCAGUUUCUCUCAGAGUAAUCACAGUGGGCAUUUUGCUUGGGUUUGGGAGAUUGGUAUGUCUUCAUUUGCAGUGAAGUAACUGUCAGGCCAUGUGAUCUGGCAGAAUUCUUUCAUGUCUCCACUCAACUCAUUUUAAAACAUGACAACACGGCUGUCACAUGCCCUUUAUUUUACUGGAUCAACCACGAGUGUUGCUUCAAAAUGCUUUUUGAACCCCGUUCCUACUAUAUAUUGACAAUCUACUGGAUGAACCAUAUUGUAAAGGUGCACAUCCAUUGAUGAGAAUAUUGUGAUAAACUUAUUUUGUUUCAUUAGUUCAACGUAA